AUGAUGUUCGGGUCGGGGAUGAAUCUCCUCAGCGCGGCGCUCGGCUUCGGCAUGACCGCCGCCUUCGUCGCGUUCGUCUGCGCGCGGUUCAUCUGCUGCCGCGCCCGGGACGCGGACGAUGGCGCCCCAUCGCCGGUGGACUUUGACGUUGACUUCCCAGCAGAUCUCGAACGCCCGGUAGAGGAUGCUAAUUGUGGGUUGGAACCUUUGGUUAUUGCUGCAAUUCCUAUUAUGAAGUACUCUGAGGCUUUAUAUUCAAAGGAUGAUGCCCAGUGCUCCAUAUGUCUAGGUGAAUACACUGAGAAAGAGCUUCUAAGAAUCAUUCCGACAUGUCAACAUAACUUUCACCGUACCUGCUUAGACUUAUGGUUGCAGAAGCAGACUACUUGCCCAAUAUGCCGGGUCUCGUUGAAAGAGUUGCCUAGCGGCAAAGCUGCCAUAGCACCUUCAUGUAGCAAUCCUCAAGUGCGCCCCCGCACUGAGAACUCUGUUAAUCCAGCACCUGACUGGCUCCUCCCUGUUCAUCAUUCUCACAGAGGUCAACAGAAUAGUUCAGACACACAAGCAUCAGUAGAAGUGGUUAUUGAGAUACGCCAAUAA
Molecule: messenger RNA, 600 nt
Organism: Triticum turgidum subsp. durum (durum wheat)
Lineage: Eukaryota; Viridiplantae; Streptophyta; Magnoliopsida; Poales; Poaceae
Source: the annotation of a GenBank genome assembly